Rattus rattus (black rat) is the source of this 2559-nucleotide messenger RNA. Its product is annotated as vomeronasal type-2 receptor 116-like. The transcript is spliced from 6 exons. NCBI's taxonomy places the organism in Eukaryota, Metazoa, Chordata, Mammalia, Rodentia, Muridae. The coding region runs from base 1 to 2559 and encodes 852 amino acids. The record is from RefSeq and is a predicted model, not a curated record. Gene Ontology annotation, molecular function: G protein-coupled receptor activity. Gene Ontology annotation, cellular component: membrane. Gene Ontology annotation, biological process: G protein-coupled receptor signaling pathway.
AUGUUCACUUUUAUUUUCCUCUUCUUGCUGUUGAACAUUCCAUUUUUUGUAGCAGGAUUUAUUCAUUCUGGUUGCUUUUGGAGAAUGAAGCAGAAUGAAGACAAAGAUAAAGACUUGGAGAAAGGUUGUGCUUUCCCCCUUAGAGCAAUUCAGUUGCCUGUGGAAAAAGAUUAUUUCAACCACAUUCUGAAAAAAAUAACACCAACAAAAAACUACCACUAUGCUCUGGCCUUGGCUUUUUCUUUGGAUGAGGUCAACAGAAACCCAGAUCUCUUACCAAACAUUUCUCUAGUAUUUGAUGUUCAAGAAGAUGGUUGUAUGAGUAUGUCAAAACUAGAAUCUCUUACUUAUUUUUCCCAACAAUUUCAUGCAAUUCCACCUAAUUAUAUCUGUGAAGAAGAGACCAAUUGUGCAGUGGUGUUAACAGGUCCAAGGUGGACAACAUCUGUGAACUUUCGGAAGAUCAUGGACCUGUAUAAAUCUCAGGAGGUCCUUCAGCUUACCUAUGGACCUUUCCAUCCUAUCAUGAGUGAUCAUGGACAAUUUCCUUAUCUGUAUCAAAUGGCUCCCAAGGAUACAUCUUUAGCCAUGGCUAUGCUCUCCUUCAUAAUUUACUUCCAUUGGAAUUGGGUUGGGCUGGUCAUCUCAGACAAUGAUCAUGGUGUCCAGUUUCUAUUACAUUUGAGAACAGAGAUGGAAAAAACUACAGUCUGCUUCUCAUUUGUCAGUAUGAUCCCAGUCGACAUUCCUUUAUAUAUGUCAAGAGCUGAAGUGUAUUAUAACCAAGUCUUGACAUCAUCAACAAAUGUUAUUAUUAUUUAUGGUGACUCAGACAGUACUCUAGCUUUGAACUUUAGAAUGUGGGAAUCUAUAGGUAUACACAGACUAUGGGUCACCACCUCAGAGUGGGAUGCCACUACAAGUAAAAGGGGCUUCACCCUUGACUCCUUCCCCAGGACUUUUGCUUUUACACACCGCCAUGCUAAUAUUACUGGUAUAAAAAAAUUUGUCCAGUCAUUGAACCCUCUCAAAUACUUGGACAAAUAUUUGGCAAGUUUGGAGUGGAUGGCCUUCAGGUGUGAUGUCUCAACAUUUAAUUGUAAAAAUCUGAAGAACUGUUCAUUCAAUGUGUCAUUGGAAUGGCUAAUGGAACAGACUUUUGAAAUGGCCUUUAGUGAUGGCAGUUAUGAUAUAUACAAUGCUGUGUAUGCUGUGGCUCAUGCCUUUCAUGAAAUGAUUUUUCAAAAAGUAGAUAAUUCACCAAUAGACAACAAGAUAAGCUCUAAAUCUCCCUGCUUGGAGCUGCACUCCUAUCUGAGGAAGAUCCACUUCACUAAUCCUGUUGGUGACAGAGUAAAUGUGAAUGAGAAGGAAAAACUGCAGGCAGAAUAUGACAUUUUUCAAGUUUGGAAUUUCCCCCACAGUCUUGCACUUAAGGUGAAGAUAGGAAAAUUUAGCCCGUAUUUUACACAUAGUCAACAGCUUAUUGUAUCUGAAGACACUAUAGAAUGGGCUACAGGAAGUAGACAGAUUCCGCCCUCUGUUUGCAGUGCUGAUUGUGGUCCUGGGUUCAGAAAAUUCUGGAAAGAAGGUAUGGAAGUUUGCUGUUUUGACUGUAUUCGGUGCCCAGAAAAUGAAAUAUCUAAUGAGACAAAUAUGGAUCAGUGUGUGAAGUGUGAAGAGGAUCAAUAUGCUAACACAGAACACACCCACUGCAUUCACAGAGCUGUGGUCUUUCUAAGCUAUGAAGAGCCCUUAGGGAUGACACUGGCCUUAAUGGCCUUGUGUUUCUCUGCAUUCACAGCUGUGGCCCUGUGGAUCUUUGUGAAGCACCAUGACACUCCCAUUGUGAAGGCCAACAAUCGCACCCUGAGCUACAUCUUACUCAGCUCACUCAUCUUGUCUUUCCAGUGCUCUUUCCUCUUCAUUGGCCAUCCAAAUUCAGUCACCUGUCUCCUGCAGCAAAUCACAUUUGGACUUGUAUUUACAGUGGCUGUUUCCACAGUGUUGGCCAAAACAGUUACUGUAGUUCUGGCUUUCAAUGUCACAGGCCCUGAAAGAAGGAUGCGGCAGUUUCUGGUGUCAAGGGCACCCAACUAUAUCAUUCCCAUUUGUACUCUCAUCCAAAUUAUCCUCUGUGCAAUCUGGCUUGGAAUUUCUCCUCCCUUUAUUGAUAGUGAUGCAUGCUCUGAGUAUGGCAAAAUCAUUAUUGUGUGCAACAAGGGCUCAGUUACUGCAUUCUACUCUGUACUGGGAUACCAAGCCUCCCUUGCCAUAGGGACCUUCAUUGUAGCUUAUUUGGCCCGGAAUCUUCCUGACACAUUCAAUGAAGCUAAGUUCCUGACAUUCAGCAUGCUGUUGUUCUGCAGUGUCUGGGUUACUUUUCUCCCUGUCUACUACAGUACCAAGGGAAAAUUCAUAGUGGCUGUGGAGGUGUUUUCCAUCUUGGCCUCCAGUGCAGGCCUGCUGGGAUGCAUCUUUAUCCCCAAGUGCUAUAUUAUUUUAUUAAGUCCAGAGAGAAAUUCUCUUCAAAAGUUAGGAUGGAAAGUAUCAUCCUGA